AUGAGCUCUCAGGUGCCCGUCUUGGGCAACGAGCCCACGCCCAACCACUCUCAUCCCAUCGACGAGAAAACGGCCUCUUCGUCGGAAGACGAAAAGGCGACAGGUGAGAAGGAUGGCAGUGAGCGGGAUAUCGACGGGCAUUCGCGCUGGCAGAAGUCAGACGUCGAGACGGCCGGGUCGGUUCUUUCUGAGGUGCUCGAGAAUGAGCGGGAUAUCGCGACCCAUGUUAUUUCCACGGGCGACGAUCCGACUUUGUCGCCUUGGACGUUCAGGGCGUUCUUCAUCGGUAUUGGUCUGUCCGCCUUUGGUGGUGUUCUCGCCGAGAUUUAUUACUUCAAGCCCCAAACCGUCCAAGUGUCGACUAUGUUCCUCGCUAUCAUCUCAUACGUCCUCGGUAUAUUCAUGGAGACCUUCAUCCCGCGCCGCGGCGUCUUCCGAUACUUGAACCCCUUCCCGUUCAACAAGAAGGAAAACGCGUUCAUCGUCAUCAUGGCCGGCGCGGCAGCCAACUCCGCUCUCGGGACUGAAGUCCUCGCUGUUCAGCGCUUGUACUACAACAUCACGCCCAAUGCUGGGGCGUCCAUCUUCUUGCUGUUCUCUAGUCAGCUCUUGGGCUAUGGCUUUGGUGGCUUGAUGCGAUCGAUCCUGCUGUAUCCGUCCAAGAUGUUGUACCCGUCGACGUUACCUUUGGUCUCCAUGUUUGACGCGUUUUAUCGCGAUGGAGGGGCUUCGAAUAAGAAGAAAUUGAGGUUGUUCUAUAUCGCUUUCGGAGUGAUCUUCAUCUGGGAGAUGUUCCCCGAGUGGAUCUUCCCCCUCCUCACCGGUUUCUCCAUCUUCUGCCUCGCGGACCAACAAAAGAGCGUCAAUUUCACUUACGUGUUUGGUGGCUCGAACGGUAACGAGGGACUCGGCCUGCUGUCGAUCUGUUUCGAUUGGCAGUAUAUCGCGGGAAGUUAUAAUCCGAUGACUAUUCCGUUGCAGGCUCAGUUUUCGAAUGUGCUGGGGUAUAUCAUGUGCAUGGUCAUCUUCUGCGCUGUGUACUAUAAGAAUAUCUGGUCGUCUUUAGAUUUCCCAUUCUUGUCACAAGAGCUUUUCAACGCCGACGGCUCCACCUACAACCAGACCCUCAUCCUCAACUCCGCCUACGAAGUCGACCCCUCCCUCCUCGCCGCCCAAGGUCUCCCCUUCUACUCCGGCACCUGGGUCGUCCAGCUGCUCACCUCCAACCUCGGUCUCGCCGCCACAUUCACGCACCUGCUCCUCUGGAACCGCAAUGAUCUGAGCGCGGCGUGGACGUGGGCGCGGCCGAACGAGUUGAAGAGGAUGUGGAGGGAGUUUGAGUGGAGGUUUUGGAGGGAUGAGGGGAGGAGGGAGGUGCCGGAUGAUGUGGAUUUGGAUCCGCAUUAUAGGGAGAUGUUGAAGUACCCGGACGCGCCGAACAGCUGGUAUAUCGUCGUUCUCAUCGCUUCGCUGAUCAUGGCAUUCGUCCUCAUCUACAAAACGGACUCGACGCUUCCUUGGUGGGGUUUUAUCGUCGCCUGUCUACUCGCCGUGAUCUCGAUAUUGUUCUUCGGGAGUCUAUACGCUAUCACGGGUCUGCAGUUCAUUAUUCAGCCUUUCAUCCAAAUGAUUGCAGGGUUCAUCCAUCCGCGCAAGCCUAUGGCGAAUAUGUACUUCGUCUUGUACGGAUACAAUUCGGUCGUCCAAGCGCAGUUGUUGCUUCGUGACCUUAAGAUCGCGCAAUAUACGAAAUUACCCCCUCGCGCAGCGUUCACGGCUCAGAUCUUCGGAACGUUGUUUGGUGCUGUUCUCAAUUUCAUCAUGAUGAACUCUAUUAUCAACAAUCAACGCGACAUCCUCCUCUCCGUCGAAGGUACCAACAUCUGGUCCGGCCAACAACCCCAACAAUACAACUCGCAAGCCAUCGCCUGGUCUCUCUCCCACGAACUCUUCACGGUCGGGAAACGGUACCAGUGGGUCGCGUGGGCGUAUCUUCUCGGUCUGUUCGUGCCGGUGCCGUUUUGGGCCGCGCAUAGGUGGUGGCCGAAGUUGAGGUUGGAUUAUUUGUAUACGCCUAUUAUUUGCUAUUAUAUGGGUUGGCUCUGCGUGGGUAUCAACUCGUCGAUUACGUCCUACUUCGCUAUUGCCUGGUUCUCGCAGUGGUACCUCCGUACGCGGUACCCGAAGUGGUUUGUUAAGUACAACUACAUCCUCGGCGCCGCUCUCGACGGUGGAACCCAGGUCAUGGUCUUCCUCCUCUCCUUCGCCGUCCAAGGCGCGAGUGGAAAAUCUCACCUCUUCCCACAAUGGUGGGGCGCGAACCAAGCGGGGAAUUACGAUUGGUGUGCUGUGCCCGCUGCUGAUGCCAGUUAGUAGUCAGUCCGGGAUGGUAGGGUUUUUCUUCAAUGUGGUCUCUCCCUCUCUCGGACUCUGUUU
Molecule: messenger RNA, 2436 nt
Organism: Stereum hirsutum FP-91666 SS1
Lineage: Eukaryota; Fungi; Basidiomycota; Agaricomycetes; Russulales; Stereaceae
Product: OPT oligopeptide transporter
Exons: 23
Coding region: 1-2373 (790 amino acids)
Biological process (GO): transmembrane transport
Molecular function (GO): oligopeptide transmembrane transporter activity
Source: RefSeq, a predicted model, not a curated record